This is a messenger RNA of Entelurus aequoreus (snake pipefish), 1693 nucleotides long. RefSeq names its product eukaryotic translation initiation factor 2B, subunit 1 alpha (gene eif2b1). The coding region runs from base 360 to 1268 and encodes 302 amino acids. Lineage: Eukaryota; Metazoa; Chordata; Actinopteri; Syngnathiformes; Syngnathidae. Gene Ontology annotation, cellular component: eukaryotic translation initiation factor 2B complex. The record is from RefSeq and is a predicted model, not a curated record. Gene Ontology annotation, biological process: translational initiation. The transcript is spliced from 9 exons. Gene Ontology annotation, molecular function: guanyl-nucleotide exchange factor activity; translation initiation factor activity.
UUAAAUAUAUGCCACAAUUCUGCUAUUAAACUCCAGUCCACAAGGUGGCGGUGACGUGGCAAAUAUGACGUGUUUUUCCAACCCCAAGGCGACGUCAUAUCUCCGCGACACGUCAACGCGCAGAACAAGACUUAGACUUAGACUCGCCGAAAUCAACUUUUCAUGCCGCAUUUAUGUAGUUUUCUGUAAGUUGGCGGUGAAAGUGAAAGAUUUUAAUUGUAAAUCGACUGAAUGAAAAUCUUAUUGGGGAAAAAAGGCGCGUACGAACAGUUUGCGAGAAGGCCGAGUAACUCCACAUUAAAAUUGUUUUCUUUUGUCACCAUCUUUCUUUUUACGCCCUGAAAGUGUCUCGUAACAGCAUGAAUGAAGAAGAGCUGGUGGAGAACUUCCGGGCUCAGAUGAGGAACGAUCCGGACGUGGCGUCCGCCGUGGCCGCCAUCCGCACCCUGCUGGAGUUCCUGAAGAGAGACCAAGGUGAGACCCUCCUGGGACUGGGAGAGAGUCUGAAGUGGGCCACGGAUCGUCUGACCGCCGUGGAUUCGUCUGUGGCCUUGUCAUCUGGCGGCGAGCUCUUCCUGCGCUUCAUCAGCCUCACGUCGCUGGAGCACCAGGAUCUGUCCCGCUGCAAGAAGGUGAUGGAGGAACGAGGAGAGCUUUUCUUAGAGAAGAUCUCCAUGUCCAGAAGCAAAGUGGCUAAGCUGUGUCACACCUUCAUCAAAGAUGGCGCAAAAAUCCUGACACAUUCCUACUCCAGAGUGGUCCUCCGCGUGCUGGAAAAGGCGGCGGGCGAGAACAAACGUUUCUCCGUCUUCGUCACAGAGUCGCAGCCCGAUGGCACCGGGCGGCAGAUGGCAGAAGACUUGAGGAAGCUCAACGUUCCUGUGACCGUGGUCUUGGACGCGGCUGUGGGGUACAUCCUGGAGAAGGUGGAUCAGGUCAUCGUGGGCGCAGAGGGCGUGGUGGAGAGCGGCGGGAUCAUCAACAAGAUUGGCACCUACCAGACGGCGGUGUGUGCCAAGGCUCACAACAAACCGUUCUACGUGGUGGCUGAGAGCUUCAAGUUUGUGCGCCUCUACCCGCUCAACCAACAGGACGUGCCGGAUAAGUUCAAGUACAAAGUGGACACGUUGAAACACCUCCCCAACCUGUCCGAGGAACACCCGCUGGUGGACUACACGCCCCCCUCCCUCAUCACCCUCCUCUUCACCGACCUGGGCGUCCUCACGCCGUCGGCCGUCAGCGACGAGCUCAUCAAGCUUUAUUUAUAAACAUCAUUAAACGGCGUAAGACGGGAACGUGUCCGACUUUUCCUCAGUCACGGUCUCGCGCGACCCCCUUCUCAAAGUCCUCCUCGCAGAUUUGUCCCUUCUUCAGUCUCUUGAGGAGACGAGUGUCGCUCAGAAGCUCCUUCAUGUCAUCGUCGUCCACGUCAGAGCACUGAGGACAAGAAUCAACACCUUCAGGAUAACAAGUUAUGGUACUUGUUGGGUUUGAGCAGAGGCGUCAAAGUGUGGCCGGCAGCUAACUUUUUAACGGCCGGCGACACAUUCUAAAAGCAGUUUUUUUUUUUUUUAAAACACUGUAAUAAAAGAUCAAACAGGUGAAUGUAACAAGAAAAAGUUGCAAUGUUGACUCUAAUAACACAAAGCUGCCAUGCAGGCUGUUUUUUUUUCCUUUAAAGCUGUCAUUGCUC